Messenger RNA from Scylla paramamosain (green mud crab), 1112 nucleotides. RefSeq lists its product as uncharacterized. The transcript has 2 exons. Lineage: Eukaryota; Metazoa; Arthropoda; Malacostraca; Decapoda; Portunidae. The coding region runs from base 16 to 501 and encodes 161 amino acids. The record is from RefSeq and is a predicted model, not a curated record.
GCACACACUGACAUCAUGGACACUCUGCAACCCCCUCUGCACACCCUCCCGCCCCGCUGUCUCCCGGCAUGUCCCCCCAGUUGGGUAUAUAAAGGGCUGAGCUGUGGUGAAUGGUACCGGACUCUUACGAAGCUACAGGUCUCAAGAAACAUGGGUUACUUGGCUCAAGCUCUCCUUGCUGCCCUGCUGGUGGCCUUUGUGUCUGCCUCACCAGCCAACCUGAAUGACCAGCACAGCGCCGCCGCACAGCCCGCCAACCCACAGGAGGCACAUCCAGUGUUCUCUGGCCAUCAGCCAUCUGACCAACAAGACGCUGAACACGAGGAAUCUGACGACCAAGACUCAGAACACCAAGACGCCCACGCAACUUCUGCCCAGGAUCACCCAGAAGAGCUUCUCUCAUCAGGUCACACAGAUGAAGAGCCAGUGACUGAGGUAAACGAUCAAGAGGAACCUGGACAACCUGGACCACACCGCUUCCUCAGUGGUCUACAUAACUAAGGCGGUGAUGCAGUCCUGGUGUGGUGGUGAGUUAGGCGCGAAGACAUGCAGAGAGAUAGACACCUACACUCAUACACACACAUAUAUGGUAAGCUAGUACCAUAACUGUUUCCUGUAUAUGGACACAUACAUACAAACAUACAUACAUACAUACGCACCAUAGUUAUUUCAUACACAAUACAUGUACACUGUGUUAUCUGCCGCGCCUACGCAUACACACAUACACACACACAUACACAUACAAACACUCACACACACACACACACAUACACGCCAUGCCAGUCGUGUGUAUAUGCGUGAGUGUGUGUGUUUGCGCGCGCGUGUGUGUGCGUGCGUGUGUGUGUGUGUUACAGAAGUUGCAAAUUUAAAAAGACUAAAAAAAUAAAUAAAAAAGGCCAUCUGGGAUAGUAUCACUGAAAAAAAGAUAUAUAUGUAACUAUUAAACUAUUUGUAAACCUGUUAGUCAUUAUCAAUUUCUGUAUUCAUUCUUUCUUUACUUGUUUUUUUUUUUUCCCAUUUAUGUACCCUCAUCUUUCAGCUUUUGAUGAUGAUGUUUGUUUGUUUGUUUGUUUGUUUGCUUGUUCUCCAUUAAAUUUUAGCAAGAUGGCAAA